Messenger RNA from Acanthopagrus latus (yellowfin seabream), 2200 nucleotides. It is a transcript of the gene foxi1, whose product is annotated as forkhead box i1. The coding region runs from base 569 to 1723 and encodes 384 amino acids. The transcript is spliced from 3 exons. Gene Ontology annotation, biological process: cell differentiation; anatomical structure morphogenesis; regulation of transcription by RNA polymerase II. The record is from RefSeq and is a predicted model, not a curated record. Gene Ontology annotation, molecular function: DNA-binding transcription factor activity, RNA polymerase II-specific; RNA polymerase II cis-regulatory region sequence-specific DNA binding. Lineage: Eukaryota; Metazoa; Chordata; Actinopteri; Spariformes; Sparidae.
CAGUAAAAAGCACUUGAAACCGGAAGGUCCAACAGCUGCUCGGUAAAUGUCCAGGGUGCAGAAUCGCAUCAUGAAUACAGAGCAACAAACAAAUCUGCAACAAGGUUAGUGAAACAAAGUCCAACAAGGUGAGUCAUAAAACAACAGGGCACAGCUGUAAAUGUGCCUGGAGCAGCCCUGUGGACACUCGGAAGCAGCGGAGGGGUAUUAUCACUGCCCCCGUGAUUCACCAAGAGCAGUUUGAUGGAACCGUGCAAAGAGGAAGCCGCUGUUAAAACCAAAAAAAAGAAAAACUUGUAUGACAUUGUUUACUCAGUGAUGCCUGGUGGGUGCAGCAUCAUCUUGUGGGGAUGUUUCACUUCAGCCAGGAAGGUUUUGUGAAGGUACAUGGAACAUAAAUGCACUGAAAAGAAAGAAUAAAAAGACAGGAAUCCUGGAAGAAAACCAACCGCGACCUCCAACAGAAGCAAACAGUGCAAUUUGGAAGAUUUGCUUUCCGGCAAGAUGAUGACCCUCAAACACAAUUACAACGCUACAUGGGGAACGGCUUCAAAAAGUUGGGCGGAUUAUGAACGCUUUUGGACACCAACCAUCCAACCAGCAGACCAGCCCUAUUCAGCACCACAGCGCUCAGGAGCUCCUGGACAUGGCCGUCUACUGCGACAACUACGGGGUGUACCAGCAGAACCUGCACCACCAUCACCCGCAGAGGCCGCCGACGCACCCCCCCAGCUACGGCCUCGGAGAGUACACCUCAGCGUCGGCGAACCCUUACCUGUGGCUGAACGGACCCAGCAUCAACUCGUCUCCUUACCUGCCCGGAAACAACAGCACGUCCUACAUCCAGUCCGGAUACGGGUCGAACCAGAGGCAGUUCUUGCCGCCUCCCACCGGGUUCGGCGGCGCGGAUCUGGGCUGGCUGUCCAUCUCCAGCCAGCAGGAGCUCUUCAAGAUGGUCAGACCGCCUUAUUCCUACUCGGCGCUGAUCGCCAUGGCCAUACAGAACACCCAAGACAAAAAGCUGACUCUGAGUCAGAUCUAUCAGUACGUGGCUGACAACUUCCCUUUCUAUAAGAAGAGCAAGGCUGGAUGGCAGAACUCGAUCCGGCACAACCUGUCACUGAAUGACUGCUUCAAGAAGGUGGCACGUGACGAGGAUGACCCCGGUAAAGGAAACUACUGGACGCUGGACCCGAACUGUGAGAAGAUGUUCGACAACGGCAACUUCAGGCGGAAGAGGAAGAGGAGAGCUGACAUAACCGGAGCCGACGGCAGCGCCUCUCUGCCCGUCAAGUCGGAGGACGGCGGCGCGCACAAGCUCUCCGACACGGCCAGCCUCCUGAGCUCCUCCCCGCCCAGCCUGCACGGAUCCCCGGCCUCCACGGAGCCCAAGUCGUCCCCGCCUCCGUCCGCGGAGCACAGCCCGUGUUACAGCAACUUCGUGUCCAGCGUGAACUCGCUGCUGUCGGGCAGCGGCGGUGGAUCCACCAUCGACGGCAGCGGCGGCGGCGGCGGAGGCUCCAGGGGAGGAGAGCGGGACUACAGCUCCGGGCAUCUCGGGGGACUGUCUCAGAGCAGAGAGGGCAUGUCCGGACUGGGCUCGUACUCGCCCUCUUUAAUCUCUGACAACAACAGAAUGAACUAUUACGCAUCAGUACAGAGCCUCUCCAACCAUUUUAGUGUUAAUAACCUCAUAUACAGCCGGGAGGGAACAGAGGUGUAGACUGUCUGUAAGAGAGAGAGGAAAAAAAAAAGUAAUUUAUCACUCAGUAGUCCUCACAUUUCAUUAGUAGCCUCAUGUUUCUGGUUUAGUGGGACUCUAGUAAAACUGGCACUGGAGCUGAACUGGUAUUUCCCUCACAAUAACCCUCCAGAACUGGGAAAAAGUACAAUUUCUGUGUAUUAGACAGGAAUGUUAAUGUCGUGGUUUGUUAAUGUCCAUAUAAGUGCAACAAACUUGUUUUAAAAAAAAGAAAAAAAAAUGAAAUCCUGUAAUUUUCUUCAAAAAAAAAAAGAGCUUAUUGUAAAGCUGCUCUCUCGGGCUGUUUUCCUGUCUUAACAUAAGAAGACGAUAUGUACAGAAAUUAUUUUCAUAUGAAAAUACAUGCUGUGUGUUUUUUAGACUGAACUGUGCCUUUGUGUGUGUGUUUUUUAUUUAAACUCACGUGGAUGUUUGAAUAAAAAAAGUCAUUUAUUUUAA